GUAACAAGCCAGAUGAGAUGCAUACCCUCUAGACACUCAUGUUCCGGUAAGAAGGACAGACGAUAAAGACAAAUAACCCUGUGCUUCGUCAGAAGGUGGACAUCGAACCCGUGUCCCCCGCAUUGGCAGGCAGACUCUCAACCACUGCGCCACCAGGGAAGCCCAAGAUAGGUGAAUUUUAUGGUAAUCAAGUAAGUGGAUUCGAGGAAGGAAUCAAAGGAAAAUCAUUUCUUCUUGUUAAUGAUCAUAUAUUCAAGCACUGACUUCAAUUGAGUUAUUUUCAUACCUGACCAGUGUUGAACUGGACGUGGGCAGGGCAUCACACCUUAACAUCUUACAAAAGUAACAUGGGGAAAGGGAACAUUAGUCUUCACUACCCUGGAACAACAUAAAAUGCCUGCAAAACUCAUGGAGCAUUUCAGCAGAAGCGUCAUCCUCAUUGCAUCGCACGAGUACGUCAUCAAGUUGCCCGUGUACACGUGCCAGAUUCGCCUUUAGACUGUAAUCUCUUCGAGAUCCAGGAAGCGUGUACCUUCCGGUAUCGGCAGUGCAGUACCUGAAAUAUCCUAGUUACUCAAGUAAUAUGUAAUGAAUGAACAGCCGAAUCUGCAACCUGUUGAAUGAAAGAAUGAAUGAACCCUCAAUACAAACUCCCUCCUUCCUACGGGGCUCCACGGUGAAAAUGUUGCUCUGAUUCAGCAACAGCAUUAAAAUCUUUGACCUGUUGGAGGGAAAGGAACAGGCAAACAAGACAGGAAGGGGCGACAGGACAAAAAAAAGGGAGGACGCGCGGCCAAUACGCGUGCCGCGCUGGGUGGCGGGCGCCGCCUCAGGCCCCGCCCUGCCGGCGUUUUUGCGCGUGCGCCGGCUGGAGCGCAGCCGCUGGUCAGAGCCCGGGCGCCGGGGGCGCGCAGCCGGGAGAGUGUUUGACGUGGCAGUUCCCAGCCCAGCUGCAACUCCGCGAGCGAGACCAGCCUGUGGGGACACCGGCCCUAGGCGAGGCACGGCGGGAGCAGCGGCCGCCGCGGGAGCUGGGUCACCGGGGAAAACCGGCACUGGGAGCAGAGCGCAGGCUCUCGGAAGCCCGGCGUCGUGCGGGAGCCGACCAGGGUUCUUUUAUAGAACUGUUCCUUGGAAUGAUAUUUUUAUAAUGAGUCAACAAGGCUACGUGGCUACACCUCCUUAUUCUCAGUCCCAGCCUGGAAUAGGCCUUUCUCCACCGCAUUAUGGGCACUAUGGGGACCCAUCUCACACAGGUUCUCCACCAGGUAUGAUGAAGCCAGCAGGGCCUUUGGGGGCUGCUGCCCCCGGGGGGAUGUUGCCUCAGGGCCAUCUGCCUCCUGGACCCCAUCAGUUUGGCCAGAAUGGAGCUCAUGCCCAAGGUCCUCCUCUUCAAAGAUUUCCUGGCCCUCCACCUGUCAACAGUGCGGCCCCCUCCUAUGCACCAUACUCACCCUCUACACAAUCGUCUUACCCAAGUCCGGUGUCCACUUCAUCCGUCACCCAGCUGGGCACUCAGCUCAGUGCUAUGCACGUCAACAGCUAUGGUUCGGGCAUGGCUCCCCCCAGCCAGGGCCCCCCUGGCCCUCCAGCAGCAGCAGCAGCAUUCCAGGGUCCUCCACGGUCUUCGCAGCCAUCCAUCUUGCAGCCUGGAUCUCAGGUUCUCCCACCACCACCCACUGCACUAAACGGCCCCGGUGCCUCACCCUUGCCUCCAUCAACACACAGACAAGACGGGCCUGCUCCUCCGAACGCCCAGUACCAGCCCCCGCCUCCUCCAGGACAGACCCUGGGCCCUGGAUAUCCUCUGCAGCAGGCAGCCAACUAUGGCCCCCAGAUGGCAGGUGCACAGCUCUCCUACCCAGGAGGCUUCCCCGGAGGUCCUGCACAGAUGGCGGGUCCACCGCAGCCCCAGAAGAAGCUGGAUCCUGACUCUAUCCCCAGCCCAAUCCAGGUGAUCGAGAAUGACAGAGCCACCAGAGGGGGACAGGUUUAUACCACCAACACCAGAGGCCAGAUCCCUCCCCUGGUCACUACAGAUUGUACGAUACAAGACCAAGGCAAUGCGAGUCCUCGAUACAUCCGUUGCACAACAUACUGUUUCCCAUGCACGUCAGAUAUGGCCAAGCAAGCUCAGAUUCCAUUAGCUGCCAUCAUCAAACCCUUUGCCAUGAUUCCCUCAAAUGAGACGCCCCUCUACUUGGUAAAUCAUGGGGAGACUGGACCAGUCAGAUGCAACAGGUGCAAAGCCUACAUGUGCCCGUUCAUGCAGUUCAUUGAAGGAGGAAGGAGGUACCAGUGUGGAUUUUGCAACUGCGUGAAUGACGUUCCACCAUUCUAUUUCCAACAUCUGGACCACAUCGGAAGAAGACUGGACCACUAUGAGAAGCCAGAGCUAUCUCUAGGAUCAUAUGAAUAUGUUGCUACUUUGGAUUACUGCAGAAAGAAUAAGCCUCCCAACCCACCAGCCUUUAUCUUCAUGAUUGAUGUUUCAUAUAGUAACAUUAAGAAUGGACUUGUGAAGCUCAUAUGUGAAGAACUGAAGACUGUGCUGGAAAAACUUCCGAAGGAAGGUCAGGAAGAGACUUCCUCACUUCGAGUUGGUUUCAUCACGUACAACAAAGUCCUCCAUUUCUUUAACGUAAAGAGCACUUUGGCACGGCCCCAGAUGAUGGUAGUGACGGAUGUCAGCGAGGUCUUUGUCCCUCUGUUGGAUGGUUUCCUUGUCAGCUAUCAAGAAUCCCAGUCUGUGAUUCACAAUUUAUUGGACCAGAUUCCAGAGAUGUUUGCAGACUCUAAUGAAAAUGAGACCGUCUUUGCUCCUGUCAUCCGGGCUGGCAUGGAAGCACUACAGGCAGCUGACUGUCCCGGGAAACUGUUCAUCUUCCAUUCCUCCUUGCCAACUGCGGAAGCACCAGGGAAGCUCAAAAACAGAGAUGACAAAAAACUGAUUAAUACGGACAAAGAGAAGAUCCUUUUCCAGCCCCAGACAAAUGUCUACGACCCUCUGGCCAAGGACUGCGUGGCUCACGGCUGCUGCGUGACGCUCUUCCUCUUCCCCAGUCAGUACGUGGACGUGGCCUCCUUGGGUCUCGUGCCUCAGCUCACGGGAGGAACCCUCUACAAGUACAACAAUUUCCAGGUGCACUUGGACAGCCAACAAUUUUUGAAUGACCUCAGAAAUGAUAUUGAGAAGAAAAUAGGAUUUGAUGCUAUUAUGAGGGUUCGUACCAGCACAGGUUUCAGAGCCACUGACUUCUUUGGUGGCAUCUAUAUGAACAACACCACCGAUGUGGAGAUGGCAGCCAUUGACUGUGACAAGGCAGUGACUGUGGAGUUCAAGCAUGAUGACAAACUCAGUGAAGACAGUGGAGCCUUAAUCCAGUGUGCCGUGCUUUACACGACCGUCAGUGGGCAGAGAAGACUUCGGAUUCACAAUCUGGGCUUGAACUGCAGCUCCCAGCUGGGUGAUCUCUAUAAGAGCUGCGAGACUGAUGCCCUUGUCAACUUCUUUGCCAAGUCAGCUUUUAAAGCAGUUCUGCACCAGCCCUUGAAGGUCAUCAGGGAAAUUCUGGUCAAUCAGACCGCCCACAUGUUGGCCUGUUACCGGAAGAAUUGUGCUAGUCCGUCCGCAGCCAGCCAGCUUAUUUUACCAGAUUCCAUGAAAGUAUUGCCAGUGUACAUGAACUGUUUGUUAAAAAACUGCGUGCUGCUCAGCAAACCAGAGAUCUCAACGGAUGAGCGGGCCUACCAGAGGCAGCUGGUCAUGACCAUGGGUGUGGCCGACUCUCAGCUUUUCUUCUACCCACAGCUUCGGCCGAUACACACAUUAGAUGUCAAGAGUACAACAUUACCUGCUGCUAUUCGUUGCUCUGAGACCCGUCUUUCAGAAGAAGGAAUAUUCCUAUUGGCUAAUGGUCUGAACAUGUUCUUAUGGUUGGGAGUAAGUAGCCCACCAGAACUCAUCCAAGGAAUAUUUAACGUGCCAUCUUUUGCACAUGUCAACACAGAUAUGACAUUAUUGCCUGAGCUGGGAAACCCGUACUCACAAACGCUCAGAAUGAUAAUGGGUAUUAUCCAACAGAAGCGGCCAUAUUCAAUGAAGCUUACCAUAGUAAAGCAGCGAGAACAGCCAGAAAUGGUUUUCCGACAGUUCCUGGUAGAAGACAAAGGACUUUAUGGAGGAUCAUCCUAUGUGGAUUUCCUUUGCUGUGUUCACAAGGAGAUCUGUCAGCUGCUUAAUUAAUUGAACCUUCUCUAUUGUUAAUACUGCAUUUCUAAGGAGAUAAUCUCCUUCUUGGUGCCUAACUCUCCAGAUAAUAACAGGCUAGUUUUGAUUUCUUGCUCAUUUUCAGAAUAGCUUUCCAAGACGGCAUUUAGAACUACAGCUUUGGUGCUCAGGUAUAAAGCCAAUGAAGGUACAAUUGUACCUUAAAGGGAACAGUCUAUUUCUGAUUGCACAAUUUUUAACUGUUAAAACUGAUGCAGUUUGCAUUUCAUGAAAGGCAUAGUUUACAGAACUGUAAACAUUCUCAAUUUUCUUUCUUUGUGCUAGACAUAUAAAUUAUUUUUCAAAAUGUAUAGAUUUGGAGUAAAAAGUUUUGGUUCCUCUCCCAUUUGCAGUGAGGAAAAAAACAACUUAAUUUUUACAUUAUACUUAAUUUUUUUAAACCAUGUAACCCCAUUGAACACAUUUUUCAACUUAAAGUUUGCAUAGCAGACUUUUAAAUAACCUUGGAAUCUAUUUGGUAGAACAAUUUGUGUUCUAUAUUUUUUUCAUAAUUAUAUGUUGUGUAUGUUAAAACUAUUUUCCAGUUGUUGUUUUGUCUGUAAAACUGUCUUUAUCAAUAUUCUUAAUGGUUCC
Messenger RNA from Balaenoptera ricei (Rice's whale), 4864 nucleotides. RefSeq names its product SEC24 homolog D, COPII coat complex component (gene SEC24D). Gene Ontology annotation, molecular function: zinc ion binding; SNARE binding. Gene Ontology annotation, biological process: COPII-coated vesicle cargo loading; intracellular protein transport; endoplasmic reticulum to Golgi vesicle-mediated transport. Gene Ontology annotation, cellular component: COPII vesicle coat; endoplasmic reticulum exit site. Bases 1151 to 4246 code for a protein of 1031 amino acids. NCBI's taxonomy places the organism in Eukaryota, Metazoa, Chordata, Mammalia, Artiodactyla, Balaenopteridae. The transcript is spliced from 27 exons. The record is from RefSeq and is a predicted model, not a curated record.